CAAUUCGAAUGAUUGUGUUUCAUUUUACAACAUAACUUUUUAAUAUAGGUGAUACGCCAUCGGCCAUACUCUUUUGGCGUAAUAAAAUCAGCGCCUGAGUGAAAGUAAUAUCAAAUUAUAUCUGAGUUAACUUGCAAUCUAAAACUCUUAGAAAGGAGCAAUAUUUGUUAAUGUUUUUUUAGAAUGCCGCGCAAACGUAAAAGAUUAGGUAGGCCUCCAGGAUCCAAAAAUAUUAAAUCCAAGAAAACUUCCGAGGAAACAGUAAUUAAGACCGAAAAUAACGCUGACGAAUGUAAUGAACAAACAAAUAGUUGUUCUUAUUGCAAUCGAACAUUUGAAUCCAGAUUUUGUUUACUUCGCCACCUUAAGUACUGUUCAAAACCUUUGACGGUGCCUGAUGUUGGUAAACCAAUUAAGUCAACAUUUACUUGCAAGCAAUGUCACAAGAAAUUUAGAUUCAAAAAGAGCUAUACUAAUCACCUUCGAGAUGAGCAUUCAAAUACUCCAGGCAGUAUUGCUUGCAGUCAGUGUUCAGUAGUAUGUCCUAAUAAAGAAAUAUUAACAAAACACAUUGAAAACAUACAUCAGAGAGAGAUAUUUGAAUGUGAACACUGUGGUAAAAAGUUCGUAAGACGCUCUCAUGUCUUAAGACAUAUGAUGCAAAGAGGGUGUGAUGGAAGAAAUGUGUCUGUGUUUCCAUGUGAGAUUUGUGAUGCAACAUUCUCAAGGAAGGAUAACUUGAUGGUCCAUCUUCGCAUGCAACACAUAGCAAGCAAAUUUUUUAGCUGUAAACUUUGUGAUUUUCAAACAAGAAAUUUUUCAAAAUUAAUUGUUCACCACCAAUGUAAACACAUAGAAACACCACAAUUUGAGUGUGAUCAUUGUGGCAAAGUAACUAGUUCUCGAGGAGCCAUUGCUAAACAUUUGGAGAUACAUGGUGAAAAGAAAUAUGCAUGCGAUGUGUGUGGCUAUAGUACAUUCACUAUAGAAGUGAUGCGCCGUCAUGUGUUUACCCACGUGCCAGAAAAACCUUACAAGUGCAACUUAUGUAAACGAUCCUACAUCCAGAAGGUGCAAUUGCAACGUCACAUGGAAAAACAUAAUGGUAACACUUGUACAAAAUGUGGCUUGUCAUUCCAGUCGAAAGCAAGAUUGUUAAUUCAUGAAAGAGAACACAUGGGAUUGACAAAAUUACUGUGUCCAAUUGAAACAUGUGUUUAUUCAAAAAAAGAAUUCAGCAAUGAAGAGAGUCUACAAGCUCAUGUGAAAAUGCAUUUGGAUGAGAAACCAUACGAAUGCGAGGUGUGCCCGAAAAGAUUCCACAGCGACGCGAACAUGCGGCGGCACAUGAGCACGCACGCGCUGGAGCGGCCGCGGCGCUGCAUGUACUGCGUGGCUGCGCGAGCCUACGUGCGUGGCGAGCAGCUCGUGCGACACGUGCGCAAGUCGCACCCGCAGGUGUUCCGCGAGCGACUGCUGCACGUGCGCCGUGUGCUGGGUUCCAAUUUGGGCAUGGAUCGUGUGAGAAAGUCAGAAUUGGAGUCCAUUUUAAAUGUGCUAGACGCCGAAUCGGAUCGCAUAUUAGAAGGUUAUGGGCAGGGUGUUCUUUACGGCGGAUUACAAGAACAAACACAAUCAGAAAUGGAAGAUGAACACAUACAAGAAGAUGAGGAUUCACCUUUAAUGUCUGAAGAGGAACUGGCUGAAAGUCUGAAGAAGUUACUCACUCAACUCAUUGACAAUGAAAUGCUCGAGUGCUUUGGUUGGCCCGAUGAGUCUGUGGAUGUGGUGUUAGAAAAAGUCAUCGAAAAUUGCGGUGCAAAGGCAGCUGAUCGCGACAAAUGGACGCGCGUGCAACGCCUACGUGAAAAUGCCAAGCAUUUGUUCCUUUACGUGAUAGAAGACAAAAAUAUUGCACGCAUGCUCGACACGCACACCAUAGACCAGAUCAUCAAUCACAUACUCGAUCAAGUUAGUAAGCCCGAUGACAGUGAUAAUGAAAAUGAUAAUAUUAAGCAAAUGGCGUAAAUAAAUUAUAUAAGACGAUAUUAUUAAAGUUUGUCUCCUAAAAUUAUGACUAUGUGUACAUAUAUUAUACUUGUGGUAGGGCUUUGUGCAAGCUCGUCUGGGUAGGUACCACCCACUCAUCAGAUAUUCUACCGCAAAACAACAGUACUUAUUAUUGUUGUGUUCCGGUUUGAAGGGUGAGUGAGCCAGUGUAAUUAUAGGCACAAGGGAAAAAAUCUUAGUUCCCAAAGUUGGUGGCAUUGCCUAUGUAAGCGAUGGUUGACAUUUCUUAGAAUGCCAAUGUCUAAGGGCAUUGGUGACUACUUACCAUCAGGUAGCCUUCGUAUUCACUAUUUUUCGUAUUCACACUUAUACUUGGUAUAAGCACGUCCGCCUUCCUAUUCUAUAUAAAAAAAAAAAAAAAACAUUCUGAAGGAUUUAUUUUAUUAAAAUCGAUAAAUUAAACAAAAAAUAUUUUAAUAUCAUUUACUUGUAGUAUAAAAUGUUGACUGUGGCUCUGCUUUAUACAUAAUUAUAAUCAAAUAGAUUUCUCCGAGUCAAAAAAUUAUGAGGAUUUGUUGUAAGAAAACUUUUUAAUAUAAUAUUUUAUAUAAAAAAUAAAAAAAAAUAUUAUAUUUGAACUUAAAUAAUAAUAUGAUCUAGAAUAUAUAAAAAUAUGUACUUUCAUUAUGCAAAAUAACUAUUAUUUGACAUAUUAAAGAAUUUUAUCAUUUAUCAAUAUAAUUUUUAUAUUGGAAUAUUUGUCAGUAAAUAAUAACUCCAAAUAUUUAAGAAAACCCAAUAUUAUAAAAAAAAAGUUGCUUUAUUCAAAUGGUUUGUGUAUAUUAUGUUUUUAAUAAUAUUUUAUGACUGUUUUUGUUUAUAUUAAAACUUGCUUAAAAUAUUGAUAAUUAUAAUAGUGAAAUUAGUGCUUUCCACCAUUAAAAUUCCUACUGAAUUAUGGUGAAACUUAGAAAUCCUGCUUCACUACUUACAUUUCUUAUGGACAAUGUUAAUUAGGAACAAAGAAAUGAUUUAACUAUUUAUAAGGCUAUACUUUCGUGAAAGUUUAAAUAUUAUAAGUAGUUAAAAAAAAUAUUGGUGUUGGAUAUAGCGACUACAUUUAUAUGCAUACAUUUUAUUCUAAGGUAAUUUUUAGCAUAUGAUGGCAACUGAAAAGUUUAUAUUUUCAUACCAGUUGUAGGGGUAUGGUUCAAUCACUGCAAAUGUUUAAUGUGAUCUGAGUUUUUAAUUAUGUUAUGCACAAUUCUGGACCCCUGACUGGUAAUUGAAUAGGGUCAUUGAAUAUGAAAUGUUUAGAAUAAAAAUUAUAUUUUUAUAAAAUAAUAUUCGUAAAUAAGUGCCUUAAAAUUAUGUGGGCUUACAACCCAUAUCUAAGAUAUUGGAAUUAUUAUGUUUUAAUUAUACAUUUCUUUUACUUUGUACUAAGCUGGGUUUAUGUUAAUG
Nymphalis io (European peacock) is the source of this 3474-nucleotide messenger RNA. It is a transcript of the gene su(Hw), whose product is annotated as zinc finger protein 260. The coding region runs from base 184 to 2028 and encodes 614 amino acids. The transcript is spliced from 10 exons. Gene Ontology annotation, molecular function: RNA polymerase II transcription regulatory region sequence-specific DNA binding; DNA-binding transcription factor activity, RNA polymerase II-specific. Lineage: Eukaryota; Metazoa; Arthropoda; Insecta; Lepidoptera; Nymphalidae. The record is from RefSeq and is a predicted model, not a curated record. Gene Ontology annotation, biological process: regulation of transcription by RNA polymerase II. Gene Ontology annotation, cellular component: nucleus.